Molecule: messenger RNA, 2051 nt
Organism: Onthophagus taurus
Lineage: Eukaryota; Metazoa; Arthropoda; Insecta; Coleoptera; Scarabaeidae
Product: putative leucine-rich repeat-containing protein DDB_G0290503
Source: RefSeq, a predicted model, not a curated record
CCUAUUUUUAGAGUUAAAUUUACAAAUACUGAUAAAUAGGUCGUAACCUUAUUUAAUCAAUAUUUCAAAAAAAAAUUCUCAUUUAUUAUAAAAGUCAAUUUAUUUAAUGCAUUAACAUGCAUGGUGUCUUUACACCAUGCAAGUUGGGGAAUUAGGUUCUUUUGCUACUAGAAAAAUUAAAGGGGAUUCAAUAACUUUAAUUAGUACAUUAUUGUUUAACAGACCUUGAAGUAAGGUUAUGGCCUGUAUUCAUCGUUAUCCGUCAAGUUUAAUCUAAAAGUAGCAACAAUUCGAAGAAUUAUUAAAAUAAGUUUGUUAAAUUUGUUGAUUACAUCUUCGUUUCCUAUAAUUCUUAUCUACAUGUCAAUAAAUGAAAAAUUAUCUGUUAAUAUUUUAUAAACAUAAAAUCGUUUAUAAGUGAAAACAUUCAAUAAUCUUUUAUUCUGAUUUCAACUUUGUAAAAAUGCGUUGGCCUUUAUUCUCGCUCGCUUUAAUCGUUAUGACAAGUAUUAUUUUACCAGCAAAAAGUGAUAUAACUGCUGACAUUAAAAAUGUUAGAGAUGAUUUAAAAUUUGUAAUCGAUAACAUUCAACAAUUAAUAAUUCUUCAAAAUAAAAGAAUAUCCACAUCAUUAGUUAGUGUAAAAUCAAAAUUAAAUACCUUUGAAAUUGACCAGGAUGCUAUUUUAUUGUUAUCUAAUGAAACACUCCAAGAAUGUGGUAGUCAAAACAAAAAUUUUAUGGCUAAUUUUAACCAAAUCCUAACCAAGGUAGAUAAUAUUGACUACAUUAAAAAUGAUGUCAAAAGUAUAGAAAUAAGUAAUCAAAAGCAACUGGAUGAAGUGAAAACUGUCCAAAAUACUAUACAAAAUGUGUUAACUAGAUUAACAGGCAUAGAAAAUAGUUUAACUAAUACAAUACAACAACAUUCCGAUAAACAAAAUCGUAAAAUAACUGACUUUGAAAACAAAAUGGCGAAUAGUUUAAAAGAAAUUAAAAAUCAGCACCAAAAUCAUAUGGACAAUUUAAAGGAAGUGGAAGAUAACACGAAGAAACUUUUAAACCAAUUAAUUAACCUUGAUAAAUUAGAUAUUAAUUUAUCUAUUCAGCAAAUAAAUAAAGCUCUAUUAGAUAAUGAAAAUAAUCAAAAAAAUAAAUUUGAUAAACUUGCUUUUAAAAUAACAGGCAUAGAAGCGGAUCAAAAAGUCAACAACAACUUAAAUCAACAAAAUUCAGUAAAAAUAAACAACUUGGAAUUAAAUUUAUCUGAUAUUAAGAAUGAAAUGUACGACAUAAAAAGCAAAAAUGAAGAUGGUAAACAACAAAUUCUUAAUGCUUUGAGUGUUCAAAUCGGUGAUGUUAAAAAGGAAGUGACUGCUCAAAAUUCCAACGUGCCAAACGCAAAAACCAUUGAAUCUAGUUUGAAGACAAUUGAAGAUAAACUUGUAAGUAGUGAAGCGUCUUUAACCAACAGAAUUACAACUACAGGACAAAGUCUUCAAAAUGCAAUGAAUACCGUGCAAGGAAAAAUUUAUGAUAUUCAACAAAAUUCACCGACUAAUACAAGGAUAAACGAAAUAUAUAGAAUAGCUGAUUAUUUGAAGCGUGUAGCUUGUAAUAAUAAUCCGUGGGUUGCCCCAUACUGUAAUAAACAGUACUUUUAAGAAAGUUUGUUAAUUUAUUGAAAACUGAUAAAUUUUGAUGUCAGAUAUAAUAUAAUUUUCUCACAAUUAUAAAAUGAGUUAACUAAUUGUAAGCAGUUUAAAAAAAUUGUGUAAUAUAGUGUAUACAACUGCAGAUUUUUCAUAAUGACCUAGAAAUAACUCAUUAAACAAUAUGACAAUUUGGAACACAAUAUUAAUACAACAAUACGUGAUAUUCAGUAAAUUUUGAUUCUUUAUUUUGACCUUUUUUUAUUUAAUUCAUUUAAUUUAUUUGCGGAAUCUAUGGCCAUUAGAGUUAAUAUAAAAUAAAUAAACAUAUACAAUGAAAACCCUACUUUAUUAUGAAAUUACUGUUAGUUAUUGAAAAUAAUAUAUUCAAUGAAAUGUA